UUUUUUUUUUUUUUUUUUUUUUGCACAAUCCUAAAUGUACUACGAAAAUAGUUGGCGCUUCUAUUAAAAAAAGAAAGAGACAGACGAAAAAAAAAAAGCAUCGAAGCUUGUUAAGCUAUUACGCCGGUAGCAAACAAACCUUCGACCGUUGAGAAAAUCAAUUCAACCUUUAAGCUCGAGUUCAAGUCAAUACCCUACCUACCUAGAAUACCUACCGACUCACAGCAACUUCACUUUACUUGUGAUUGUUGUCGCCCCUAUCAACUGACCUGCGACAAUUCGGUGACUCAACCUUCUCUAUAUCUUUUAUUUCGAGGUAGAUCGAUUUCCCAGACUUGCGACCACAGUUCAUACCAAGAGAGGCACCCCUGGGUCCUCGAUUUUUCUGAGGCAUAAUGGCUGAAAUGCUCAGUGAGGAGCAGGUCGAAGGCCUCCUGACUAUCCUUAAGAAGGACAUCUCUGUCGAUGCCAAGGUCCAACAUGUCACCGCCGUCAAAUCUGCUAUUAAGCACUACAGUGUACCCGAUGUCUGCGUCGCGCCGCUCUUCGAAGCCUUGCGGCUUGCCUCUAGCUCGCAACAUUCCUUGCUCGUGACUGCCGGCUUCACCACCCUAAACCACCUCCUGACGCGUAUGUCGCUACAAGAGCCCAAAUAUCUCGCCAGGGAGGCGAAACAGACCUUACCGCUUAUCAUCGAGAAGAUGGGUGAUCAAAAGGACAAGAUCAGAGUUCUGGGCAUACAAGCAAUGACUACCAUGUACAGCCACGUACCGAUAGAUGCCGAGAGAUUUGUGCGCAAUACCGCCAUGGUUGGGAAGAACCCAAGGGCAAAAGAGGCUGGCAUGCAAUGGCUAUUACAGAUGCAUAAAGAGAACGGCUUGCAAUUCCGUGCCUACGUCCCAACCUUAAUGGAGUUAUUAGAAGAUGCCGAUGGCAUGAUUCGAGACGCGGCCAAAAGCACCGUGAUAGAGCUAUUCAGGGAUGCCCCGAAUCCAGCGAAGUCGGAUUUAAAGAAGCAACUGAAGAACUUCAAGGUGCGACCUGCUAUAGAGCAGGCUAUCGUGAAAGAAUUAAUCCCAACGUCUACAAGAGCCGAUCCGGAAUCCAGACCACCUUCCGCAAUGCAGACGAGACCAGCUUCAGCAAUGCAGGCGAGACCGAACCUUGCUGCGAGCGUCUCAUCCCUUGCCAGUGAACGACCGGUAACUCCAAUGAUCGAAGCCAAGGUCGAUGCGGUUGAGCCCUCUUACGUGAAUACCCAGCGCGAACUAGAGGAUAUUUUCAGAGAUAUGCACCCGUGGUUCGAAGGGAAAGAGACGGAACAGAACUGGCUGAAGAGAGAAGAAAGCGCCAUCAAGUUGCGAAGGCUUAUGGUUGGCAAUACACCAUCGGAUUUCCCUGAUGCAUUUAUUGCUGGCUGUCGGGCUCUACUGGAUGGCCUUCUCAAAGCCGCCAACUCCCUACGAACCAGUCUGUCGAAAGAAGGUUGCGCUCUUGUCCAAGAUCUCGCGAUCACCUUCGGACCCGGCAUCGACCCAAUGGUUGAGCUUCUCAUGCAAACCUUUAUCAAACUAUGUGCUGCCACGAAAAAGAUUAGUUCUCAGUUGGCUAACACGACGGUGGAUAUUAUCAUUGGAAGAGUCACAUAUAAUGCUAGAAUCAUGCAACAUGUAUGGAAUGCUUGUCAAGAUAAGAAUGUGCAGCCGAGGACGUAUGCGACAGGCUGGCUGAAAACUCUCUUGAAGAAAGAGUCGCAUCACAAGAACCAUUUUGAGCACGGCGGGGGCUUAGAUAUGGUCGAGAAGUGUUUAAAAAAGGGCCUCAACGAUGCCAACCCCGGAGUUCGUGAGAAGAUGCGUGCAACGUACUGGGCAUUUGCCGCUAUUUGGCCAGCAAGAGCAGAAGCAAUUAUGGAUGGUCUCGAGGCUACCGCACAGAAACUUUUACAGAAAGAUCCUAAUAAUCCAAACUCGCCGAAGAAGGCUGAACCAGCCGCACGCGCACCGCUAGGUCUCUCGAAGAGCACCACGACGAGCUCAAAGCCUUCGUUAAGGGAUACCAUGUUGGCGCAGAAGAAAGCUUUAUCUACGAGAAAUCUUCCUUCUCGCCCGGGUUCUGCCAUGGCGACAGUCACGCCGGCGCGAAAUGUAUCUAAUACGUCAUCGAAUAUGUCGUCUUCACAGGCGGCUGCUUCUACAACCCGGACACGCCCAGAGAGUGCGGCGAAGUCCCAUGGAGGCAUGUCGGUGGCCCCAAUGCGGCCAGCUAGGAGGAGACCGGAUAUUGCCCCUCGACCUGCUACUGCUGGACCAUACUCGGUUAGGACGCACGAUGGGCCAUCGAAAGAGCAUACAAGCCCUCCUCCUGAGAAAGCGAAGUCCAAAACUGCAACACCAAAGACGAUCUCGGGGUCUCCUAGGCGGACUGCCCCCAGAACUCGGCCUGGCCAUGUAUCAACUGCUAGCGAAUCUAGCAUUCAGACGCCUUCCAAGGAGCCCCCUUCCAAAGAAUUUAAGGAAUCGAAAGAAGUGGCCAGUAAAGAAGUCCCUUCUCCAAAGCUGCCGAGUCCAACGAAGGUCAAGCCACAGGCAAACAACGCCGGUUCAAGCAGUCCCACCAAUUCAAAUGAAGACAUUACUCUUCUUGUGCCAACCGGUGCUCAUUUGAAGGAGAGUGUACAGUCGAGUCCACCCAAAUCAUCUCCCCAGGUAUCAGCAAUGAUUCCAGACGAAGCCAUAGCUACUCCGAAGGUUGCCACACCUUCGCCAUCAAAAUCCCUAAAGGUGUACGAAGAUCCAUUUACUGGGAACCAAGCCACUCCCCGUCCCGCAGCAAAUAGCAUAAUAGAGCGGUCGGUGCUGGAAGACAGACCUGUCAAUGAGGAUGCCGCCAACCUCUCACAAGUACCUACAGAGGCACCAGAGGCAGCUAGUACCCCUGUUGCCCCCGACAAAGCUCGUCAAAACAAUCGUCUUAUCGACAGUGGCAUCGCUCGGGUGAAGGCACAGACGCUUGACGUACAUGGCUUCCGUAAGGUACAGAGCCUUCUUCGCGAUAGUAAAAUACACCUGGGUGAUGAUAAGUUCGAUGCCUUGCUGGUAGGACUAUUCGAGUAUCUUGAAUCUUCCCUGGACAACCUUCCCACCGAAAAGGUACAAGAUGUUAAGGCACAGGUUCUUGCGACCAUUAAGUUGAUGCUUAGGAGAUCUCGUGACAGAUUCCAACCUCACGUGUCCCGUGGGCUGGAGGCUUUGCUUUCAGCGCGGACUCGAUAUGAUGCCCGGACACAUAUUGUGAGCGGACUUGAGCUGCUUGCGGACGAGCUUGUGGUGAUUGGCGACGCAGAUGAGAUCACGGUAACGAUGACGAAGAAGUUGAAUAAUAUGGAUAUGGACACGUCGGGCCACCGCAGCACGAGUAUGGGACUCCAUGUGCUAAAGGAGCUUGUUGACUCGAGGAAGGAGUUUUCACCUAGCGAGAGUGAGGUUACUGGCUUGCUAGCCUUGGCAAGUAGGUGUCUUGAGAGCAAGGAGAGUGGAGUGCGGAUGGACGCUGUUCAGCUCUGUGUUGCUUUACAUGCUCGGUUGGGAGAGGCCAGGUUCUGGGACAGCAUGAAGAGUAUUAAGGAAGACCCCAAGAGCCUAAUUACGUAUUAUAUCGUAAAGCGGCAACGGGAGAACGGUACUGCUUCUUAGGCGACGGAAAAGGAUGAGGGGGUGGUUUUUUUCUUCUUCAAUUCUCCAACCCACCUCAUGGUCUAGGGCACGCUUUACAUCUUACUAUCCUCUUAUUGCAGACUUUUUGUUCGGCGCUAACGGAAUGGGCAUUGUAUUUCAAUCGACGCUUUUCACUUCACUUCACUGUAUACCAUUAAUAGGGGAGGAAGGGGAGAGGAAGAGGAAGAGGAAGAAGGGAUUUGAAUACAUGUACUUUAUGGUUUGGCAUUUUGCUGUACUUUUGGAAGCUGCUACAUAUGUGCUUCCGUGUAAUAAAAAGAGUCUAAGAGAAAGAGAAAAAGAAGAAUCAAGUGUUUCGGUGCCGGGACGAGGGACGGUUUGAUCGGGAAUGAGAAGAAAGGGGGGGUUUUUCAUAGAAAAGAAAACUAGAUUAAGGGAGGGAGGGAAGGGUA
Molecule: messenger RNA, 4129 nt
Organism: Hypoxylon fragiforme
Lineage: Eukaryota; Fungi; Ascomycota; Sordariomycetes; Xylariales; Hypoxylaceae
Product: ARM repeat-containing protein
Exons: 4
Coding region: 396-3695 (1099 amino acids)
Biological process (GO): mitotic spindle assembly; astral microtubule depolymerization
Cellular component (GO): microtubule organizing center; mitotic spindle midzone; cytoplasmic microtubule
Molecular function (GO): microtubule binding
Source: RefSeq, a predicted model, not a curated record